AUGGUUCACUGUGCGGGCUGCAAAAGGCCAAUCUUGGACCGGUUCUUGUUGAAUGUACUGGACAGGGCUUGGCAUGUGAAGUGUGUUCAGUGCUGUGAAUGUAAAUGCAAUUUGACAGAGAAAUGCUUUUCGCGAGAAGGCAAGCUUUACUGCAAAAACGACUUCUUUCGGUGUUUCGGGACCAAGUGUGCGGGCUGUGCCCAGGGCAUCUCCCCCAGCGACCUGGUCCGCAGGGCGCGGAGCAAAGUGUUCCACUUGAACUGUUUUACGUGUAUGAUGUGCAACAAGCAGCUCUCCACCGGCGAGGAGCUCUAUAUCAUAGACGAAAACAAGUUCGUCUGCAAAGAAGAUUACCUAAAUAACAGCAAUACUGCCAAAGAAAACAGCCUGCAUUCAGCUACCACCGGCAGUGACCCCAGCCUGUCCCCCGACUCCCAAGACCCCUCCCAGGACGACGCCAAGGACUCGGAAAGCGCCAACGUGUCCGACAAGGAGACGGGCAGCAACGAGAAUGACGACCAGAACCUGGGGGCCAAGCGGCGGGGGCCCCGCACCACCAUCAAAGCCAAACAGCUAGAGACUCUGAAGGCCGCCUUCGCGGCCACCCCCAAACCCACGCGGCACAUCAGGGAGCAGCUGGCGCAGGAGACCGGCCUCAACAUGCGCGUCAUCCAGGUGUGGUUCCAGAACCGCCGCUCUAAGGAGCGCCGCAUGAAGCAGCUGAGCGCGCUGGGCGCCCGUCGGCACGCCUUCUUCCGCAGCCCGCGCAGGAUGCGGCCGCUGGUGGACCGCCUGGAGCCCGGCGAGCUGCUCCCCAACGGGCCCUUCUCCUUCUACGGAGAUUACCAGAGCGAGUACUACGGCCCCGGGGGCAACUACGAGUUCUUCCCGCAAGGCCCGCCCUCCUCGCAGGCGCAGACGCCGGUGGAGCUGCCGUUCGGGGCGGCGGGCGGACCGCCGGGCACGCCGCUGGGCGCGUUGGAGCAUCCGCUGCCCGGGCACCACCCGCCCGGAGAGGCGCAGCGCUUCCCCGACAUGCUGGCGCACCCCGCCGGGGACUCGCCCAGCCCCGAGCCCACCCUGCCCGGCUCCCUGCACUCCAUGUCCGCGGAAGUGUUCGGCCCCAGUCCUCCGUUCUCCUCGAUAUCCGUCAACGGCGGUGCUAACUACGGCAAUCACUUGUCACACCCACCAGAAAUGAACGAAGCGGCCGUGUGGUAGCUUUAAGCGAACUGGGUCUAAGUAAGUGAUGAUCAUCUAGUCUGCUUGUUGUUACGGUGUACAGAAAUGAGUAAAUGUAACAUCUCUCCCGCCCUAAGACAAUGGCACCUUGGGAACGAACUGCGCCCGGCGGCUCCGCGCUGCUGCAGAGCGGGACGAUCCCGGUGUGCGUUUGUCACAGCCACGGGGACCUGCGUGUGCCAUGACAAAGGAACUGGUGAAGCUGUACAGUAACGCGCCGUGGGAUGGAUGGAUGAGUGUGGUUACCCCGUCGGAUGUCAUCCCGAGAGCCACAAUCCUUAGAAACUCCUCAUUUAAAAACAAACAAUGAUUGAAUGGAAAGGGGGAAAAGCUGCAAGAACUCUGAGCGCUCCCGAUAAGGAUGGUUCUGGCGUUCCGCAUUUCUUUGUUCAUUUUUCUCUCUCAAAGUUCAACCACGAGAAACUCUUUAGCUUCAGCCAUUGCAGCCUGCUGAAUACCAGGUGGGACAACUUUUCUUUCUUUCUCCUUUUUUUUUCCUUUAUUGUUGGGGUUUUUUUUUCUUUUCUUUUUUUUUUCUUUUUUCGGUGGUUGUUUUCUUCUUUUGUUUCCCUCCCCAAAUAACAAAUGCUAAAUGUUGAGCCCUCGGCACCAACUCUUCUACCUUCACAACGCUACGCAUACAAAACCUCCUCAUCAUAGCAAAGGUCGCCAACGGACCUCUAAGGCGAAUGACUUGAAAAG
Molecule: messenger RNA, 1944 nt
Organism: Lagopus leucura (white-tailed ptarmigan)
Lineage: Eukaryota; Metazoa; Chordata; Aves; Galliformes; Phasianidae
Gene: LHX1
Product: LIM homeobox 1
Exons: 5
Coding region: 1-1221 (406 amino acids)
Biological process (GO): neuron differentiation; regulation of transcription by RNA polymerase II
Cellular component (GO): nucleus
Molecular function (GO): DNA-binding transcription factor activity, RNA polymerase II-specific; RNA polymerase II transcription regulatory region sequence-specific DNA binding
Source: RefSeq, a predicted model, not a curated record